Messenger RNA from Lemur catta (Ring-tailed lemur), 5296 nucleotides. RefSeq names its product retinoid X receptor alpha (gene RXRA). The transcript has 10 exons. The coding region runs from base 220 to 1659 and encodes 479 amino acids. Gene Ontology annotation, biological process: negative regulation of transcription by RNA polymerase II; positive regulation of transcription by RNA polymerase II; retinoic acid receptor signaling pathway. Gene Ontology annotation, molecular function: nuclear receptor activity; retinoic acid-responsive element binding; nuclear steroid receptor activity. Gene Ontology annotation, cellular component: RNA polymerase II transcription regulator complex; nucleus. Lineage: Eukaryota; Metazoa; Chordata; Mammalia; Primates; Lemuridae. The record is from RefSeq and is a predicted model, not a curated record.
CUGCCGACUGUGGAGUGGGUCGGCUUAGGAGCCAGGCCUGGCUCUGCCACGGCAGCUCCGAGGACGCAGGGCCUUGCUUCUCCCACCCGUAGAAUGGAUAAGAACAGCGCUUACGUGCUCUGACCCCGUGCCUGCACCCCUGCCGAGGCCAGGCCGGCUCCUGACUUCUCCACCCAGGUGAACUCCUCGUCCCUCAACUCCCCGCCGGGAAGAGGCUCCAUGGCUGCCCCCUCCUUGCACCCCGCCCUGGGACCUGGCAUCGGCUCCUCGCUGGGCUCCCCGGGGCAGCUGCACUCGCCCAUCAGCACCCUGAGCUCGCCCAUCAACGGCAUGGGCCCGCCCUUCUCGGUCAUCAGCUCCCCCAUGGGCCACUCCAUGUCAGUGCCCACCACGCCCACCCUGGGCUUCGGCACGGGCAGCCCCCAGCUCAGCUCGCCCAUGAACCCUGCCAGCAGCAGUGAGGAUGUCAAGCCCCCCCUGGGCCUCAAUGGCGUCCUCAAGGUCCCCGCCCACCCCUCAGGAAACAUGGCGUCCUUCACCAAGCACAUCUGCGCCAUCUGCGGGGACCGCUCCUCAGGCAAGCACUACGGGGUGUACAGCUGCGAGGGCUGCAAGGGCUUCUUCAAGCGGACCGUGCGCAAGGACCUGACCUACACCUGCCGCGACAACAAGGACUGCUUGAUUGACAAGCGACAGCGGAACCGGUGCCAGUACUGCCGCUACCAGAAGUGCCUGGCCAUGGGCAUGAAGCGGGAAGCCGUGCAGGAGGAGCGGCAGCGCGGCAAGGAGCGGAGCGAGAGCGAGGUGGAGUCCACGAGCAGCGCCAGCGAGGACAUGCCGGUGGAGAAGAUCCUGGAGGCGGAGCUGGCCGUGGAGCCCAAGACCGGGGCCUGCGUGGAGGCGAACACGGGGCUGCACCCCAGCUCGCCCAACGACCCCGUCACCAACAUCUGCCAGGCGGCCGACAAGCAGCUCUUCACCCUCGUGGAGUGGGCCAAGCGCAUCCCGCACUUCUCGGAGCUGCCCCUGGACGACCAGGUCAUCCUUCUGCGGGCCGGCUGGAACGAGCUGCUCAUCGCCUCCUUCUCGCACCGGUCCAUAGCCGUGAAGGACGGGAUCCUGCUCGCCACCGGGCUGCACGUGCACAGGAACAGCGCCCACAGCGCAGGGGGUGCUGACGGAGCUCGUGUCCAAGAUGCGGGACAUGCAGAUGGACAAGACGGAGCUGGGCUGCCUGCGAGCCAUCGUCCUCUUCAACCCCGACUCCAAGGGACUCUCGAACCCGGCCGAGGUGGAGGCCCUGAGGGAGAAGGUGUACGCAUCCCUGGAGGCCUACUGCAAGCACAAGUACCCCGAGCAGCCGGGGAGGUUCGCCAAGCUCCUGCUCCGCCUGCCUGCUCUGCGCUCCAUUGGGCUCAAGUGCCUGGAACAUCUCUUCUUCUUCAAGCUCAUCGGGGACACGCCCAUCGACACCUUCCUCAUGGAGAUGCUAGAAGCCCCGCACCAGAUGACCUAGGCCUGCCGGCCCGUCCCUCCGCCCGCCGGGUCUGGCCGCCCUGCCUGGACGCCAGCUGCUCUUCUCAGCCUGAGCCCUGUCCCCACCCUUCUCUGCCUGGCCUGUGUGGACCUUCGGGUGCAGCCUGUCACUGCUCUGCCUGAGAGAGGUGCUGUCACCCUCUCAUAGUUAUUACGACUUGUUUUUGGCCCAGGGCAGUGGCCUUCCUGGGGCAGCAGCCAGAGUGGCAAGAACUAGUGUGAGGCCCUCGGCCGCCCUGCCACCCCGCCCCCCGGGGGGGCUCUUCGGGCCUGGCCCCUGGAGCUGCAGGAUCCGGGACGGGGGGCUUUGUUUCGGUUGCUGUUGCUGGUUUUCAGACUCUCCCCGUGCAGCCCUGCUGUCUGGAGUGACCCAUCUUUGUCUGCUCUGAAUACUGGUGCCCGCCAGCCCGGGACAGUCCCCAGGAUCAAGAGGUGGGGAUGGGUGGGGCAGGCUGCUGUUUCAUGGCACAAGACCCCACCCGCCCCGGGAAGACGAGAGGGGACUCUUGGGGCCAGCAGGCUUCCCUUUGCUCAGAGCGAAGGGGGAGCAGCCCCUUUUUCCAAAGAUGACUUUCGAUUUCGCCCUCGAGCCAAUGAGAACGUGAGCCGACCCAUGUGCAGGGCUUGGGGCCACUUUGCGGCUGCAGGGACUGGAUCACUCGCUCGCCCUGCGUGGUUUUCUCUGCCUCGUCCUGGUUUCAGAUUCUCCCUCCACGUUCAACCCAGGUGACCAGACCUGGGUGCGGCGGCCUCUCCCCGCCCCGUCCACUCUCUGGGUCUGCGAGCCGGGCCAAGGCUAGUCCUUGGUUCCUGGAGGGUGGCCCCGUCUGAGGCAGGGUCAGGUGUGGUGGCCUUGCUGGAAGCGCUCGGCUUUGUGACCUGUCGUCGGCAGCCGCAGGCCAUCUGGAAGGCCCGCGGGGGUGGCGGGGAGGAGGUUGCUGGCUGGCUUCCCUCCCAGCGAGGCAGGAGGCGGCAGGAGCAGAGGCACUAGUGGACAGAUGGCCCUCGCAGGUGGGGCGGGUGCUGUGUGGACCCUGCUCGGGCCCCCUCUGGCCGGCUGUCGCAUCUAGAAGACUCGGAAUCCUCGCACCGUUGGGUCCCAGUGUCCUCAGGCCUGGGGCCCUCUCGGGACCACCCCGCCGGUGUUGUCUGUGGACAGUGUUCACCCAGAGCCUUACUCGGGAGCCCGUCUCAUGCCUGUGCUGGCUGGGGGUGGCGGGCGGGGGCCUCCCUGGCUGAGCCCCGUCCAGCCCAGCACCCCCUGCUCGCUCUGCUUCGGGGCUGUCACGGUGCAGGGCUCUCUCAGGUUGAACUAGCCUCUUUUGCACUGGAAGGCCCUCCCUUCGGCCCGAGUACUUCCCGUGCGCACGUCCCGGCCCGUGGACCCAGCCCUUGUCCGUAGCGGGAGGGGUGGUGGCGGUAGGGGGGGGUCUUCCCAGCAGCAGCCCUGGGACAGGGAGGGGGCGCCGUCUCCUGAAGUCUCUUUCCCCAUCUGGAGCAGAGAGGUAGGGGUGCCCCUGGCAGGGGCUUCCUCAGCGGGGAGGGGAUGGCACCUGGGGGGUUGGGUGGGGAGACGGCAGCUGGGAGAGACAGGUUCCCAGGGGAGGCCGUGGGGAGGACAGUCUCCCUCUGCCCCCUGGAAUUCCCAGCCCGAGCCGCGCCGGCACCUGGGCAGAGGCUGCAGCUGAGUCUGUGCUUGAGACAGAGGCUGUCAAAGAUUCCAGAAACAUCUCCCUUCCAUCCCUACCCCUGCCAUUCAAUGUGGUGGCUCUCUGGAGGCGUUCCGGGCCUCAUCCGCUGGCCCAAGGCAGAGAUGGUGCCCAGGUGAGCCUCACACCUGUGCCAGGGCCCUGGCCGGCUGGCCCUCCCCCCAGACUCAUCCAGAAAGUCUCAGCAGCCUUUGGGGUGUGCUGUGACAGAGGGACAUGGGCACUCUGGGGUCCUCUGAUUGUGGGAGCAUCAGGGACCUCCGCACUCGACACCCGGUGCCUUCUGCAGCCAACGCACCUUCGUUCAUGUCAGCACCCUGCCGGGGCAGUGCCCCCAAAUCCGUGGGCCCCUCAGGGGAAUGUCGGUGGCUCCAGAGGAGAAAAGCCGGGGACAGGGCCCUCCGUUGCAGGGGCGGUUUCUUUUUGGGAACUUUGCCAUUUCCGGCCCUGGCUGUCUGUUAAGCACUGAGGCCCCCCGGGCCGCCACCCCCGCAACCAGAGUCCCUGGCCCCUCUGGCGCACGCAGCCUUACCCGCUACCCCACGGUGUGGCCGGCUCUCCUCGGGCUUCCCGCCCCGCCGUGGGUCUUGUCCUUGUCACACACGUGCAGUGCUGUCCAUCUGCAGAGGUGACACUCGGGGGAAUGGCACAUACCCAGUAGAGAGUAGAGUUUUAUUUAACCAGACCUUCAUUUAGUGUUACCAAUCUGGUUCAAUUAAGGUGAUUUUUUGUAAUUAUUAUUAUUAUUAUUUUGGUGGGACAAUCUUUAAUUUUCUAAAGAUAGCACUAACAUCAGCUUGUUAGCCACCGUGCCCGUCCCUGCCUCGGCCUGCUGGGUGACACGGCUGCCCCGGGCAGUUCCUCAGCCGGUCACCUCCCUUCUCUGAGGUUCAGACGGGGCUCCUGUGGCCGAGGAGCGAAGAUGCCACACAGCCAGGUCCCGCUCGGCCCAGAUGGCGUCUCUGCGAAGCUGGCGUGCCGGGGACAUUCCACCCAGGGGGCCUGUGUCAGCCACCGCCCCCGUCAUCCUGGAAGCACGCGGUCUCUGGGGGAAGACGGCCCCACACCCUUGGUUUUCCGAGUCUCGGCGGUCCCCGAGGAUUCAGGCUGGCGGCCUGGUGGCAGAGUGCUGGAGAUGGCCCUGGGCCCCCUCCCUGUGGGCCCCCGUGGGGCCCGGCCGGAGCGCGCAGCCGGUGGGUAAUCGGCUGAUGUUGUCCCCAUCACAGAAGUGGGGCACGUGAUCUGGUCCCCGUCCACACAGGUGUGUUGUGUAAACAUGUAUGUGCUGUACAGAGAGACGCGUGUGGGGAGAGCCGCACGCCGGCCACAUGCAGGCGACGCAGAGUGGUUACCAAUGUUUUGUGUUUAUUUUUAGUCAAGACUUUUCCCUCGUUUUCCUAUAAAUUUGCUUCGUGUAAGCAAGUGCGUAAGGACCCUCCUUUGGUGAAAUCCGGGUUCAAGCGAAUAUCUCAAGGCGAGGAGAUGCAUCUAUUUUCAGAUGCUUUGAGCAGACAGCUUUAGCCGUUCCCACUCUUUAGCGAUGCCUUAGCUGGGACGCGUAGCUAAUACUUAGAGAGGUUGACAGAUCCACAAAGAGUAGAGAUAAGAGAAAAUGUCUAAAGCAUCGGGAAAGGUAAAAAAAAAUCUAUUUUUGUACAAAUGUAAUUUUAUCCCUCAUGUAUACUUGGAUGUGGCGGGGGGAGGGCUGGGGACGUGUUUUGUUUCUGCUUCUAGGGGUGAGGUGAAGCUUCCUCAGCGAGACAGGCGUGGAGGCGCGGGGAGGGCCCGGCCCGGCAGCCUCUCCUCGGGGGCGGGAGGGCGGCCGAGGCUGUCGAGGGUUUUCUUCCCCUUCGAGUAACUUUGAAACCUUGCUCUGUUCUGCGCUGUUGCCGCCGGCCUUCCUGCGACUGUUGACUGUGAAAUCGCUUCCCUACGUAAUUGUUCUCCGAAACAUCGCGGCCACAGGUGCCAGGUUUGAUGAACAAUGGUCGUGGAGAAGAAACAGUGAGAAAAACGUGAGAGGAGAAACAAAAUAUGAGCGUUUAAAAAUA